AUGGCCAGCGUUCUAGUAACCGGAGGUGGGCGUGGGCUCGGGCUCGGGCUUGUUCGUCUGCUAGCAUCUCUACCAGCAUCGACUAUCUCCAAGGUAUUUGUUACCACAAGAGGAAGCCCAUCGGAGGAUUUACGAAAAAUCGUCGAGACCUCUGGCGGACGAGUCAUUAAUGUCGAAUGCGAAGUUGUCGACGCGGCAAGCGUUAAGCGUGCUGCGGCUGAGGUUGAGGAGAAGCUUGGAGGGGAGGGGUUAGAUAUCUUGAUCAAUAAUGUUGCUGUGAUACCUCAGAUGAGCGGGCUUUAUCCACAAGGCAUUCGCAACAUGGAGGCAGAAGAGAUGUUGCAGGAAUUCAACGUCAACGUCGCUUCAACACACAGGGUUACUGCUGCAUUCAUUCCUUUAUUACAACAAGGAAAGCAAAAGAAGAUUGCUAUGGUAUCAUCAUCUGCUGGUUCAAUUUCAUGGGCAAACCGGUACUCCUUCUCGCCUGCGUAUGCAUAUAAAAUCACCAAGGCCGCAAUGAACAUGAUGGCGGUUCAAUACGCAAUUGAAUAUGAGAAGGAUGGAUUUACCUUUUUGACACUAUCCCCCGGCAUGCAGUGGCUGAAAACUACCAUGGGCGGCGACAUGGCUGACCUUGACGUUGAGACGGGAGCCAAGGCAACAUGGGACAUUGUGAACAAAGCUGAUAAAAGUUACAAUGGAAAGUUUUACAACAUACAUGUUCCUGGCUGGGAACACAACGAAGGCGUAAACCAAUAUGACGGACUGGAAAUCCCCUGGUAG
Messenger RNA from Trichoderma breve, 786 nucleotides. Its product is annotated as short chain dehydrogenase domain-containing protein. Bases 1 to 786 code for a protein of 261 amino acids. The record is from RefSeq and is a predicted model, not a curated record. The transcript has 4 exons. NCBI's taxonomy places the organism in Eukaryota, Fungi, Ascomycota, Sordariomycetes, Hypocreales, Hypocreaceae.